This is a messenger RNA of Armigeres subalbatus, 1251 nucleotides long. RefSeq lists its product as uncharacterized. Bases 1 to 1251 code for a protein of 416 amino acids. Gene Ontology annotation, molecular function: chitin binding. The transcript is spliced from 2 exons. Gene Ontology annotation, cellular component: extracellular region. Lineage: Eukaryota; Metazoa; Arthropoda; Insecta; Diptera; Culicidae. The record is from RefSeq and is a predicted model, not a curated record.
AUGACUCGGAUACCACUACUUUGCUAUGCGCUAGCUGUUUUAGUAUACUGCAUUCCAGCCAUCAAUGCUGAUAAUGCAGAAUUUGUUGCUGGAGUCCUCCGAGAUGCUGGUACUUCUUCGUACGUGGCACAACCUUGCGAUGGAACACAGCUCACCACCUGCCAGUCCUGCAAUACGAUCGAGCUUUGUUUGGGUGGCAUCUUUGAUAGCUUGAAUCUGACUCGAACGUGCCCAUCAACGGCUCCAUACUGUGCUCUGACGAGCACCGGAGCCACCUGUCAGUCGUCCCCGGAUUCACAGUGUUCCGUUAAUGCUGAGUUUGCAUUUGCUUGUACCGGCACCGGUUUCUUCCCGGACCCCGAUUCAUGUCAAACCUACCAUUACUGCGAGCAGAAAAAUCAAAUCGGAGAUACCUACGACUGCCCCGAUGGAUAUCGCUACAAUACUCAACGGAACUUGUGCCAACGAUAUGGUUCGCGGCGUUGCCAAGCCGUGCAGUGCGAUCCCCUUAGUCAGAAUGUGUUCGUGCCGUAUCUGUUCGACGAUGAGUAUUACGUUUACUGUCAGUACGACUACAGCACUGCAACGCCCACGUACAAGAAGGCGUACAUGCUCUCCUGCGGCAAAGGGUCCAAGUUCGUCGUCAAAAGCCAGGUUUGCCAGUUCCAGUGCCGAAGGGUUGGGUUUUUCGUAAACACGGCCAAUCCUAACCAAUAUUUCUCGUGCUAUCGCAGUGGAUUCCGGUGGGUAGCAGAAGUGCGUACUUGUUCGAAAUAUUACUACAUUUUUGACGAAACGCUCAAUCGGUGCAAAGAGGAUCCCGAUGCGGUAACAACGACGACGAGUACCACCACAGAAAUGGUCACUGAAAUAGUGACCACCACCGCAGAAACUACUUCAGAAGUAGUAACUACCACUCAGCCAAGUCCUACAGAAGCAGUAACUACCACUCAGCCAAGUCCUACAGAAGUAAUAACUACCACUCAGCCAAGUCCUACAGAUGUAGUAACUACUACUCAGCCAAGUCCUACAGAAAUAGUAACUGCCACUGAGCCAAGUCCUACAGAAGUAGUAACUGCCACUGAGCCAAUUACUACUGAAGAUUCAGUCACUACUAUUGAACCAACGGUUACCGAUGCUGAUACCGAGGCACCAGAAGCCGCUGUGAGGCUCUCGGAUACGUUCUCGGUGAAGAGAGGAUGCUUAGGCUUUUUAAGAGAUCUUUUGCGAAAUAGUAACUAUGUGAAGUAA